Molecule: messenger RNA, 1326 nt
Organism: Colletotrichum paranaense
Lineage: Eukaryota; Fungi; Ascomycota; Sordariomycetes; Glomerellales; Glomerellaceae
Product: homogentisate 1,2-dioxygenase
Exons: 2
Coding region: 1-1326 (441 amino acids)
Biological process (GO): L-phenylalanine catabolic process
Cellular component (GO): cytoplasm
Molecular function (GO): homogentisate 1,2-dioxygenase activity
Source: RefSeq, a predicted model, not a curated record
AUGCCUGUGACCAAUUUCUCCACUGAGGAGAAGUACGAGUAUCUCAAUGGAUUUGGGUCUCUUCAUGAAUCAGAAGCGAUCAAAGGGGCUCUUCCUAUCGGUGCCAAUUCUCCACAAAAAGCGCCAUACGGCUUGUAUGCCGAGAAGCUAUCCGGCACUGCGUUCACAGCACCUCGUCAUGAAAACCUUCAGACUUGGCUUUAUCGUAUCAUUCCAGCGGCCGCACACUCUACGUUCGAGCCGUUGAGGCAGAACAGACCUGACUCCGGAGGCAAACUUCACCAAAUCCCGAAUCAGUUGCGCUGGGAUCCGUUUGACAUCAACAAUGAGACAGAUUGGAUCAGCGGCCUCAGACCAGUCGGUGGUGCCGGGGAUCCCAGCAUGAAGACGGGUCUCGGGAUCUUCAUUUUUGCUGCUGGUCGAAGCAUGGAUUCCAACAUGGCCAUGUACUCUUCUGACGGAGAUAUGUUGAUUGUCCUCCAGCAUGGUGUGCUUGACAUCAAGACCGAGCUGGGCAACCUGCUAGUUCGUCCCAACGAAAUUGCCGUCAUUCCACGCGGUAUCAGAUACCAAGUCAACCUACCUAACGGACCAGUCCGAGGAUACAUCCUUGAGCUCUACCAAGGUCAUUUUGUACUCCCGGAAUUAGGCCCUAUCGGUUCCAACUGUUUGGCCAACGCACGGGACUUCCAAGUUCCGACGGCAGCCUUUGAUGAGGACGCAAGUCAGUGGUCAAUUGUCAAUAAGUUCAACGGAGAUUUCUUUAUCGCAACGCAGAACCACACGCCAUUCGAUGUUGUGGCGUGGCAUGGACAAUAUUACCCAUACAAGUACGAUCUUGGGCGCUUCUCCGUCAUAGGCAGCAUCUCAUUUGACCACCCGGAUCCAUCCAUCUAUACGGUUCUCACUGGCCCGUCAGACCACCCAGGCACGGCUGUGGCCGACUUUGUCAUCUUCCCGCCUCGUUGGCUUGUGCAGGAAGACACCUUCCGCCCUCCAUGGUACCACCGAAACACCAUGUCUGAGUUCAUGGGCCUCAUCUGCGGCGACUAUGACGCAAAGACUGGUGGCGGCUUUCAGCCUGCUGGAGCAAGUCUGCAUAACGUCAUGUCUGCCCAUGGCCCUGAUGCUAGCACGUUUGAGAGGGCGUCACAUGCCGAGUUGAAGCCGCAGAAGAUCGGCGAAGGAAGUAUGGCUUUCAUGUUUGAGAGCUCUCUGAUGAUUGGAGUGACGGAUUGGGGCUUGGAGACAUGCCAGAAGGUUCAGAAAGGAUACAGCGAAGAUAGUUGGACGGGACUGGUGUCCCACUUCAAAAGGCCGGAGUAA